Anolis sagrei ordinatus is the source of this 2690-nucleotide messenger RNA. RefSeq names its product fatty acyl-CoA reductase 1-like. Gene Ontology annotation, cellular component: peroxisome. The record is from RefSeq and is a predicted model, not a curated record. Gene Ontology annotation, biological process: long-chain fatty-acyl-CoA metabolic process. Gene Ontology annotation, molecular function: alcohol-forming very long-chain fatty acyl-CoA reductase (NADP+) activity. NCBI's taxonomy places the organism in Eukaryota, Metazoa, Chordata, Lepidosauria, Squamata, Anolidae.
CCUGCCCAGGAGACCUUUUCUUCUGGCAGCUCCAGCCUUCCCUGCUCUACCACAGUUUCUUUACUGGGCACAUCACAAUCAGAUUCCUCUACUGACAACAACCUGACCUGGGAUAUCUCCAGGACGAACUUGGAAACCCAAAGCAAAAUGUCUUCAGUUGCAACUUACUACAAUGGGAAGUCAGUACUUAUUACAGGAGCCACGGGUUUUAUGGGCAAAGUACUUCUGGAAAAGCUUCUGCGCUCCAGCCAAGAUGUGAAAGUUGUUUAUAUUCUUGUGCGGCCCAAAGCUGGAAAGUCAAUGCAAAGUAGAGUGGAGGAUAUGGUGAAAUACAAGUUAUUUGACAAAAUUCGUGAAGAGUGCCCCAACUUCCAUGAGAAGAUUAAACCAAUAAGUGCUGAACUCACCCACCCGAAUUUGGCCAUCAGCCCAGAGGACACUGAAGAGCUCCUGUCUGAAGUCAACAUUAUCUUCCAUUGUGCUGCAACUGUUCGCUUUGAUGAACCUCUGAAGCAUGCCCUUUUGCUAAAUGUCAGGGGCACACAGCAGCUCCUUUAUCUGGCCCACCAGAUGAAGAACCUUGAGGCCUUCAUCCACAUUUCAACUGCCUUUGCAAACUGCAAUCGGAAGUACACAGAAGAAAUAAUUUAUCCUCCUCCCAUAGAGCCCAGGAAACUGUUUGACCUUGUGGAGUGGAUGGAUGAGUCCCUCAUUGAAGAGAUCACACCCAAGCUGAUUGGAGACUGGCCCAAUACCUACACAUUCACUAAAGCCUUGGCAGAAUAUCUACUUCAGCAAGAGAAAGGGAACAUUCAUGUUGCCAUCAUCCGGCCAUCUAUUGUGGGAGCCAGCUGGAAUGAGCCUUUUCCUGGCUGGAUUGACAACAUCAACCACUUCAAUGGUUUCCUUAUUGCGGCUGGAAAAGGAAUUCUACGGACUAUAAAAUGCAAUCUAAAGGCAGUAGCAGAUAUUGUUCCUGUAGAUGUUGCUAUCAAUUUAACCCUUGCUGUUGGGUGGCACACUGCAGUUCACAGACCCAAAUCAAUGUUGAUAUACAAUUGUACAACUGGUGGCAUAAAUCCAUUUCAUUGGGGAGAAAUGGAACCCAUCGUCUUAUCUACAUAUGAGAAAAUUCCCCUGGAGAAACCCUUUAGAAUACCAAAGGGUAACAUGACAUCAAGCAACCUGGCACAUCAGUAUUCAACAAUUGUCAGUCACAUAGCCCCAGCCUUUCUGUAUGAUUUGUAUCUGAGGCUAACUGGGAAGAAACCAAGGAUGAUGAAGCUUCUCAACCGCCUACAUAAGUCCAUGGCAGCCUUUGAGUAUUUUGCCAGCUGUACCUGGGAAUGGAGUUCAGAUAAUAUGAACGCAUUGUUGAAUCAGCUUAAUCCAAAAGACAAGAAAUUAUUCUGCUUCGAUGUCCGCCAGCUGCAUUGGUCAGAAUACAUGGAAAACUAUUGCUUAGGAACAAAGAAAUAUCUUCUGAAAGAAGACAUGGCUGGAAUUCCUGCAGCAAAGCAGCACUUGAGAAAACUAAGGAAUAUUCAGUAUGCAAUAAAAACAACCCUUCUGGUGAUCAUCUGGCACAUAUUCAUUGCAAAGUCACAAAUGGCUCAGAACAUGUGGCACUUUGUUUUGAACCUCUGCUACAAGUUCCUAAGCUACUUCAGAGCUUCUAGCACCCUCUGGCAUUGAAAUACCACUACAGUUAGUGACCUCCAUCUCUUCAAACAACAACAAAGGUGCUUCAAAAUUGCAAGUAUCUUUGAACUGCCACAUCAUUGGAUCAGCAUUCAGCAUAUACCAGGAUUGAAGAUUUCAACAUUUGGGAACAUUUUUCUCCUCCUCUCAGCAUAAAAAGCUAUCUAAGACUAAGAAAGGAAGAGAGAUUUUAAACAGUCUGAAUGUGUCUUCGGCAAUACUCAGUCAAGAAUGUCAGAACAUGAGUGGUGCUUUUUGUACACAAAUGAGGCAAGUAGUUGCAUCUACUGCGAGCUUUCAGUAAAGUUCAGCCUUAUAAAGGGAUACAAGAUAUUAAUAUUUAAUUAGGAGAGUCUGUGGUUUUAUUGAAUUGCUUGUGAAAAACCAUGCCUACCCAUGUAAUCAAAAGUGGAAAAAAAGUGGAAUUGAACCUGGGAUAUAUCACUGAAUUUUCUCUGACCAUUUUAUGAAUAUAAAUUAUGCUUUGAAUUUUAAUGCUUGACUAAACUUGUUUUCCAAAUGAAAAUAUAAUUAAUUUAUUGCAUGCAAAACAUAAUUCCUUCCUCAGCAGACACCCUCCCCUUCAAUUCCCCCAACAUUUAAAAUACUUCAGAGGAAGACUAGCAUACAAAAAAGACAAAAGGUCAGGAGAGAAUGCUUCCAGAUCAUGGCCAUAUAGCCCAAAAAACCUACAUCAACCCAGUAGCAAUAGAGCACCUGGACACAAUCUGCUUACUAUGGAGAGCAAUGUUGUGUUUCUAUUUUAGGAUGCAUCUUACAUUGUAGAAUUAAUGCAGUCUGGCACCACUUGAACUGCCACGGCUUGGUGCUACCCCGUUUCCCUGAAAAUAAGACAGUGUCUUAUAUUAAUUUUUGCUCCCAAAGAUGCGCUAGAUCUUGUUUUCAGGAGAUGUGUUAUUUUUCCAUGAAAAAGAAUUCACAUUUAUUGUGGAACAAAGAAAAUGAGCACUUAUUAUAUACUGUACAGU